Labeo rohita (rohu) is the source of this 2840-nucleotide messenger RNA. It is a transcript of the gene erg, whose product is annotated as ETS transcription factor ERG. Gene Ontology annotation, cellular component: nucleus. Gene Ontology annotation, biological process: cell differentiation; regulation of transcription by RNA polymerase II. Gene Ontology annotation, molecular function: DNA-binding transcription factor activity, RNA polymerase II-specific; sequence-specific DNA binding. The record is from RefSeq and is a predicted model, not a curated record. NCBI's taxonomy places the organism in Eukaryota, Metazoa, Chordata, Actinopteri, Cypriniformes, Cyprinidae. Bases 158 to 1591 code for a protein of 477 amino acids. The transcript has 10 exons.
GUUUGACACGCAGCCUCCGUCUGUUUCUCCGCUGAUGCGCUUCACUUCAGCACAAACUACCGCCACCGACAGCGAAAUCCACCGACGACAUGCUGAGAGAUUCACGUCCACAUUCACAUGGCUGCAGUGGUCAGAUGUCUGAUGUCUGUCGGAGGAAAUGAUCCAGACUGGAGCAGAACCAGAACCAGUCAAACACAAGGAGGCGCUGUCGGUGGUGAGUGAGGAUCAGUCUUUAUUCGAGUGUUCGUACGGAGCGUCUCAUUCCAAGACGGACAUGACGGCCUCCGCCGCCGGCGAGUACGGUCAGAGCAAACUCAGCCCCAGAGUGCAUCAGCAGGACUGGCUGGCUCCGCCCACCGGACGCGUCACCGUCAAGCUGGAGUGCGGCGCGGGAGCGCAGGUGAACGGAUCCAGAGCCUCUCCAGAUGUGUGUCCUGUGGUGAAGGGUAAGGUGUCUCCGGUGAUGUACAGCAGCUAUAUGGAGGACAAACACGCGGCGCCGCCCAACAUGACCACCAGCGAGCGCAGAGUGAUCGUACCUGCAGAUCCGAGCCUGUGGUCGGCGGAUCACGUGCGUCAGUGGCUGGAGUGGGCCGUGAAGGAGUACGGGCUGCCCGAGGUGGACGUGUCUCUGUUCCACAGCAUCGACGGGAAGGAGCUCUGCAAGAUGAGCAAAGACGACGUCCAGCGUCUGACCAGCAGCUACACGGCCGACAUCCUGCUGUCUCACCUGCACUACCUCAGAGAGACUCCACUUCCUCACUUGACUUCAGAUGAUGUUGACAAAGCCUUGCAAAACUCCCCGCGGUUAAUGCAUGCUCGCAAUACAGGAGGAGCCAGUUUCAUCUUCCCAAACGCCCCCGUCUAUCCUCCAGACGCCACCAGAGGACCCAGCAGAGCAGACGUGAGUUACGACGGCCGGCGCUCUGGAUGGACUCAGCCCGUGUCUGCGGCUAAAGUUUCUCAGAGUUCUGCUGCCAUCAUGACCAAAACUGAAGAGCAGAGAGCUCAGUUAGAUCCAUAUCAAAUUUUAGGGCCCACAAGCAGCAGGCUGGCGAAUCCAGGUUCUGGUCAGAUCCAGCUGUGGCAGUUCCUCCUGGAGCUCCUGUCCGACAGCUCCAACUCGUCCUGCAUCACGUGGGAAGGAACCAACGGCGAGUUCAAGAUGACGGACCCGGACGAGGUGGCGCGGCGCUGGGGCGAGAGGAAGAGCAAACCCAACAUGAACUACGACAAGCUGAGCCGAGCCCUGCGCUACUACUACGACAAGAACAUCAUGACCAAAGUGCACGGCAAACGCUACGCCUACAAGUUCGACUUCCACGGCAUCGCGCAGGCCCUGCAGCCGCACCCGCCCGACUCCUCCAUCUACAAGUACCCGGCCGACCUGUCCUACAUGAGCUCGUACCACCCGCACCCGCAGAAGAUGAACUUCGUGUCGCCGCAUCCUCAGGCCAUGAACGUCACCUCGUCCGGGUUCUUCGGCGGCCCCGCUCCGUACUGGAACGCUCCGGCGGCGGCGGCGGGAAUCUACAGCGGACCGAGACACCCCGCCGCGCACAUGCCCUCGCAUCUGGGCUCCUACUACUAGAAGGACAUCUCAAGACACCAAACUGGAGAAAGCGAACCAUCCGCCGCCGGAGAAACACUCAGCGUAUUAUACAGGAGAGCGUCUGCGAUCCGCUCGCAGAUCCGGGAAUGUGAAAGCUGUAUAACGUGUAAACGGGCCGUUAAUGAGACGCUGCAUGAUCAAGUACUUAUUCGUCUAUAUGUUCACGUGUGCCUUAUUGUACAAACAUAUCAGAGAGAGUUCAGAAGGUCUGAGAGAAAGAAACGUGAGGUGAGAGGAAGAGGAAGACAGGCGAGACAGGAUGAGGUAUGUGAGAUGAUGAAGAAUUAUGCCAGUUUACAGGAAGGAUGAUAACGGUUAAACAGAUUAUUUUGCUCAAAAAAUAUAAUUCAAUUCUUUUCGUUUCAUCAGAGUUAUUGAACUUUCACCUAAGCACAAAUUAACUUGCAUGGUUUACUCGCAGAUUCAAUCCAAACCACAAUGUGAAAGAAAAGAGAGUGUGGGAAUAAUUAAAUAAACAGGGUUGCCAAGUCUGCAGUUUUACUGUGGAUUUGGGCUACUUUUACACCGUUUCCCCAGGUUUGAACACUUUUUGGACGGAACCUGUGUAAAAAAACACAAAUGGCCUAGUUUUGUUUCACAUACCUGGCAACCCUGCAAACCACUGGGCAGAAAGUGUAUUGAUGUCAGAGGAAAGUUAGAUUGGGGGAUUUAAACACUCGACACCUGGCAACCGCCAACCUCAAACAAUAGUGGAGGCUUGUUACCAGUGCAAGAUAAUGGCAACGUCCAAUAAAAAUGAAGCGUUUACAGUAUACCUAACUUACACAAUUAGGCUUAACAAAUUGAAAGAAGCAGAAAAGGUGAUCAUAAUUAAAAUACAAUUCAUCAUGCAGCUCUACAGUAAUGAUAUAGUUUAAAAAACUAUACAUUUAAAAGAAUAACGAGUGCAUACACAAAUCUAUAACAGUAGCGACACAAAUAAACAAUAUUUUUAGAAUCAUUUUUUUAUUUCCAGCUGAAAGAUUAAAACGUCAACAGCCAAUCAGAAUCCACCAUCAUAAAAGACCUCGAGCGUUUAAAGCGACAGACGACAAAACUGCGGCGCACACUUAUAAUAAACAGGUUGUUAUCACGCGUUGGUGCGGACGCUAAUAUAGUUAUCGUUCUUGGUGUGAACAGGCCUCUUGCCAUAUUUAUCAGUAUUAUGUCGUUCGUAUGGCAUCAGAGAUUGAGAUUUGCCUUAAAAACGACGCGUCUUUGUAGAAAA